Molecule: messenger RNA, 2812 nt
Organism: Cyclopterus lumpus (lumpfish)
Lineage: Eukaryota; Metazoa; Chordata; Actinopteri; Perciformes; Cyclopteridae
Gene: steap3
Product: STEAP family member 3, metalloreductase
Exons: 6
Coding region: 110-1576 (488 amino acids)
Biological process (GO): copper ion import
Cellular component (GO): plasma membrane; endosome
Molecular function (GO): cupric reductase (NADH) activity; ferric-chelate reductase (NADPH) activity
Source: RefSeq, a predicted model, not a curated record
UCUGCACACACGCGGAGGCGUGGCCGGGGAGGGGCGGGGCUUUGUCCACAGCGUCACGUUAUCAGGAAGAAACGUCCACCGAGCGGAGAAGCGACCUGACUAAUGCAUUAUGCCAGAUGAGAUGGCGCGGCCUUUAAUCCGAGGCAGGGGUGUAGGAGGAGGCUCCGGGCGCCUCGAGGCCUCCACGUCUGAACCUGACGCCCCAGUUGUCGGCAUUCUGGGCACGGGCGACUUCUCCCGCUCGCUGGCCAGAAGGCUGGCGGCCUCCGGCUACCAAGUGGUGGUGGGAAGUCGAAACCCCAAGCGCUCUGCGGCUCUGUUCCCCGAGGAGGCUGAGGUAACGUCCCAGGUGGAGGCCGCCAGCCAGGCCGACCUGGUCUUUGUCGCGGUGUUCCCCGAACACCACUCCACGCUGGUGGAACUGAAGCCGACGCUCGCCGGAAAGACGCUGGUGGAUGUCAGCAAUGGGUUGAGCAUCAACCGAGACGGGCCUUCGAAUGCCGAGCAGCUAGCCAAGCUGUUCCCGGAGAGUUCUGUGGUCAAGGGGUUCAACACCAUAUCGGCUUGGACGCUCCAGGUGGGACCUCGGGAUGGUAACAGGCAGAUUUUGCUGUGUGGCAACAAUAGCACGGCCAAGAGCUCGGUGAUGCAGCUCUGUCGCAGAAUGGGUUUCGUCCCCGUCGACAUGGGCCUCCUCUCCUCCUCCCUCGAGGUCGAAAACCUCCCCCUCCGUCUCUUCCCCUCCUGGCGCGUCCCUGUCCUCUGCACCCUGUGCCUGUUCGCCUUCUUCUACGUGUACAACUUCCUCCGCGACGUCCUGCAGCCUUACAUUAUGGCGAAGAAGAAAUUCUUCUACAAAAUGCCCAUCGAGACUGUCAAUGCCACCCUCCCCGCCGUGGCCCUGGUGAUGCUGUCGCUGGUCUACCUGCCCGGCUUGUGCGGCGCUCUCCUCCAGCUGUGCUGGGGCACCAAGUACAACCGCUUCCCAUGUUGGCUGGACCGGUGGCUGACGAGCAGGAAGCAGCUGGGCCUGUGCAGCUUCUUGUGCGCGGCACUGCACGCCAUCUACAGCCUGUGUCUCCCCCUGAGGAAGUCCGCCUACUUUAAACUGCUCAUCGAUUCAAAACAGUUGAAGGAGGGGGACGUGUGGGUGGAAGCGGCGGUGUGGAGGAUGGAGCUGUACCUCUCGGUGGGCAUCAUGGCCCUCGGACUGCUCUCCCUGCUGGCUGUGAACUCGUUGCCCUCGGUGGCCAACACCGUCAACUGGAGGGAGUUCAGCUUCAUACAGUCCACACUAGGUUACUGCGCCUUGUCGAUGGCCACACUCCACACGCUCCUCUUCGGCUGGGACCGCGCCUUCGAUCUGGCCCGGUACCACUUCUUCCUUCCUCCCACCUUCGCGCUGGCCGUGGUUCUUCCCCUUACGGCCCUGCUGGGCCGACUGGUCCUGUUCGUGCCCUGCGUGGCCCGGCGGCUCGGGCUGAUCCGCCGCGGCUGGGAGAAGAGCCGGCACAUCCGCUUUGACCUGCCGGAUGAGGGCUGCUGCAACGGGCUGGAGGACGCCAGUUACGUGUGAGGGUCCAGACAAAAACCACCCGUGUGUGUCUCGUGAAUGUUCACAGCGGUCUCACAGGAGAUGUAUUAUUUAAACACUGUUGAAACGUAUUGAGGUCUCCUCUCUGAGGCCUUUUGAGAGGCCUGUGAGCGUCUUUAAAAGAUUAGCCGGUAGUUCCUUCGAAAUGGUUAACCAGUAGAGAUGUGCUCGUCAACCGUAUUGCACUAACAUAGUCACUAACGAAUAUUUAAUUAGUUAUGCUUUUCAGCUUUAACUUAUUGUUACGUGAACUGGUGAGAACAAUGUUGGCUUCUCGUUUCAUUUUAUGCAACUUUGGAGCAGCAACACAGAAUUUCGCCUCAGUUCACAUUUGAGUCUCUGAAAUGUUAUUGUUCUCUUCUUUUCACUCUGAUCAUCAGAAGCAGACAUGGCCUUGUGGAUUCCUGUCAGUAAUUUUUUUUUGGCUUCUUUUUAUGCACUUCAAGACUGCUCCAGACUUUUGUUUUAUUUAGUUUUUAUAUCUCUUUUUUUUUCUUUUUUUUUUGCACGUCAAACUGUUGGGUGAAUUAUCGGGCUGUGGGAUGGAGGAGAAGCGCAAAGAAUGUUACAUGAUGUGCCCCAAUUUAAACAUUUGCUGUCCUCCACUGUAAUGUGAAUGCAAAGCCAUUAUCAAGUAUAUGGCAAAUAAUGUAUGUACCUUUUUAAAAAAAAAACAACAUUUUGGCCAGUUUCUAGCUUCUGAAUCUGGUUUCACGUGCCAACUGAAAUGUAUGCGGGGAAAGUGCUGUUGUGUUUUGGUUCCAGUGUUAACUUUUGAAGAAGAAAAUUAAUCUGUGUUCCAAGAAUGUCCCCCCACCCCCCCAAAGUGUUGCUUUGCAUUGUCUAGUUUGGACAACGUUAGUUCCUUCUUUUAGACAUGGUUACCAUUAAGGUGUUGUACUGAACUGACCUGCUGAUCGGAACACAUUUGACUUACAAAAAUUUUAAAAAGGCUGUUAUCAAACUUUUUUGUUUUGUUUUGUUGCUGUUUUCUAAUACGAGCACGAAAUGCUGUUGUGCGAUUUCAGCCAUUUUUGUGGUGUUAUGAGUUUGUAGUCUCAGUUUUGUGUUCUUGCCAAAGAUCUUUCUCUGUUACGUGAUAAGUAGAUGUUCUCUGAAUCAAAAUGCCACAGUAGUUUACUUUUAACUUCGAACGCAUGAAUGUGAAGAAUUCAAAUGGAAAUUUCUCCAACAUAUAAUAAAUCUUUUUUUUUUCUA